This is a messenger RNA of Funneliformis geosporum, 147 nucleotides long. The record is from the annotation of a GenBank genome assembly. Lineage: Eukaryota; Fungi; Glomeromycota; Glomeromycetes; Glomerales; Glomeraceae.
AUGAUAAUAGUAGAUCAGAAAGAAUUAAAAAGUUUACCUACACUUGUAAUUUAUUCUAUAGGCAUUCCUUUUAAUGAAUUCAAAGAUAUUAAAACUGUUACUAAUCAUUUAUUUAAUAAAAUACAAUAUCUUAUAUCUAAUGAGUAA